Molecule: messenger RNA, 2895 nt
Organism: Dothidotthia symphoricarpi CBS 119687
Lineage: Eukaryota; Fungi; Ascomycota; Dothideomycetes; Pleosporales; Dothidotthiaceae
Product: cytochrome P450
Exons: 9
Coding region: 1-2895 (964 amino acids)
Molecular function (GO): monooxygenase activity; oxidoreductase activity, acting on paired donors, with incorporation or reduction of molecular oxygen; heme binding
Source: RefSeq, a predicted model, not a curated record
AUGAGUACACAGGCUGCACCGCUGUCCUUGGACACUUCCGUCGUCACAUUACGCACUGUGCUGCUACUCGCAGGCGUCUGGCUGGCAUACGAAAUCCUCAAGGCCCUGUACAACCUGUCCCCUCUCCAUCCGCUGAGCGGCAUCCCCGGACCGAAGCUGGCUGCAGCAACGUACCUGCCGGAAUUUUACUACGAUGUCGUCCAAUUCGGGUGCUACACAAAACAAAUCAUGAAAAUGCAUGAGACAUAUGGCCCUAUCGUUCGAAUCAACCCCCACGAAGUACACUGCAACGAUAUCAGCUUCGCAGAGGACAUCUAUGCUGUCGGCGGGCGCAAACGCGACAAGCCUGUGCAUCAGAUCAACGGCUCAGCUCUCGGACAAGCUGGCUUUGGGACAGUAGACCACAACCUCCACCGUCUUCGGCGCAUCCCGUUGGCCAAGUUCUUCUCGCGCAGCAUGAUCUCGCGGCUCGAGCCCGAAGUUCACGUCUUAGUACAAAAGCUCUGUGAUAAGCUCCUUGCGCAAUCUGGAGACAAGAAGGCGUUUGAUAUAACCAUGGCUUACAGCUGUUUCACCAGUGACGCCAUUUCCGGUUACAGCUUCGGAGAAAGCUUUGGUUUCCUGGAUCAGAAAGGGUGGUAUCCCAACUUCCGUGAGCCAACAGCCGCUCUCCUCCGACCCGUCUUCAUCUUCCGUUUUUUUCCCUGGACAAGAGCUAGUGCAGGGUUGGGCAAGUGGAUCGUUGAUUACAUGCCAAAAGAUCAAGCCAUGUUUGUCCGCACACUGCAAAUUGACAUGCCUGCAAGAGUCAGGAAGGUAAGAGCAGAUCUCGACGCUGGCAUCACCUACGAUCGUCCCACCAUUUUUGCGUCUCUCCUGCAGUCUGACUUGGAGGCUCUUGAUAAGGAGCCGCAGCGUCUGGCCGAUGAGGCUGCUGCAGUGAUUGGUGCCGGCACCGAAACCACAAGUUGGGCCUUGACCGUCAUAACAUACCAUUUGUUGACUCAGCCCGAACUUCUCGCCAAACUUACAAGUGAACUGCGAACGGUUGUGGAAGAUGAGCGUCACCUACCGGAUUGGAAUACACUUGAAAACUUACCGUAUCUGGGCGCAGUCAUUCAGGAGGGUCUGCGUUUGUCGUACGGUGUAUCUGCACGUACCGCUCGUGUCGCAACCGACGAGAACUUGGUCUAUCGUGGAGAGUGGAACAAGAAAUCCGUCCAGCUCGUCAUUCCCCGAGGCUAUGCUGUAGGCAUGUCGGCAGUCAUUACACACCACGAUGAAAAGGCAUUUCCAUCCUCCCACGCUUUCAUUCCCGAGCGCUGGCUGGAUGAGAACAACCGGCGAAGGAAAGACGUGGAGCGCAGUAUGCUUGCCUUCUCCAAGGGAAGUAGAUCGUGUUUGGGCAUGAAUCUUGCGUUGUGUGAGCUCAGCUUGUGCCUUGCCGCACUAGUGCUUCGCGUUCUGCCCCACAUGCGUUUGUCUGAUACAGUGAUGGAGGAUCUUGCAUACCAUCAUGAUAUGUUCAUUCCCAUGACGAAAGACGGGAGAGGAGUGCGACACAGACUGCGGCCUGACGUGAUGCGGACAGAUGAUAAUCUUCCGCUGGAAAGUCCGCAUAAACUUUAUAUUCACGUUGGUAUUGUCCUCGCGACAGCUUUUGCUCUAUAUUAUAUAUUGACUUUUUCCUCAGGGUUGAUGUCUUCCCCAUCGUCUGCACAGAGUGAACAACAGGAUAGGACUCACACGUUAGAGGAGAAUCACAGCAUGUCAACAACGGUCGACCCCAACGCAACAACAAUCCCGCUAGAUGGAUUUCCACUAGCUAUCUUAUGCGUGUCAUGCGUGCUGCUUGCACUCUCCAUCGUUUCAGUGGCAUUACGAACCUAUAUUCGACUCGCAAGGAAGACAUUUGGUCUGGAUGAUACCUUGGUAGUUGCCGGAACUGUCGUUUAUUCAGCCGUCGUCGGUCUGACAAUUUACGGAGUUCUCAUCGGAUUAGGAAGACUAGAGAAGGACCUCAAUCUGUGGCAAUGGUCUGAAGCUAUGAAAAUCUACAUCAUCUGGAUUUUGAUGUAUGUUAUUGCGCUGGCGCUCAUCAAAUCCUCAGUCUGCAUUACCAUCUUGCGCAUCGCCUCCACCAAAACGCCUCUACGGAUCACUGUCUGGGUCCUACUUGCGGUCACCUGGGCAUCGUUUUUUAUCACGUUUGUGGGUACGUUGACCUACUGCCGACCAGUCAACGCCAUAUGGACGCCAUCUUUGAUUCUGAGCGGGAAGGGAACGUGUGCACCUGUGGACACUUUUGUCAUAAUCGGCCAUACAGCCACUGUCAGUACAAUUGCGACUGAUUUAGCCCUGGUCAUAGUGCCUGGAGUCUUGUUGUGGAACACACAAAUGAAGAGGCAGGCGAAACUACAAGCAUUUGGACUGUUGUCGUUUGCUUCAGUAGCGUCAAUCAUCACCAUGGUGCGCAUACCGUAUGUCAACAAAUUCGAAAAGAUGACAAACCUGCAAUUUUGGGUCGCACACACUGUACUUUGCUCCAAUAUCGAAACAGGCAUUGGCUGCAUCGCCUCCUCGAUCCCAUCCCUGCGACAUUACCUCCGCCGGCACAGUGGCGAUAGCAGUUCUGGACCUAGUAACGGACGGAGUAAUAAGCGCAUCGACUCAGAGCCUGAACAGCGAUCGCGCCGUGUUCGUGAAGGUUUCCGGAGUCCUACGGAGUCAGGGUUCAAUCUAAGCCCGGUGCAUGGUAGGCCCGAGGACAAGUGGCAGAGACUGAGCGAUGAGGAGGUGGAACGGGGAAUUCGCAAGGACAAGGGGUUUCACGUUGAUGUCGUGGUGAAUUCGGCUAUGAAUACGACGGACAGCUUAGUGGGUCAGGCUCGAUGA